This is a messenger RNA of Plectropomus leopardus (leopard coralgrouper), 4663 nucleotides long. It is a transcript of the gene fam120a, whose product is annotated as family with sequence similarity 120 member A. The record is from RefSeq and is a predicted model, not a curated record. Gene Ontology annotation, cellular component: nucleus. NCBI's taxonomy places the organism in Eukaryota, Metazoa, Chordata, Actinopteri, Perciformes, Serranidae.
CACUCUCUCUCCCUCUCACUCCGGACAGAUUCACAACCCCAGACAUGGCUCCGUGAACCAACACAUGGCCGCCAGCAGCCAUGAACCAACAUGACCAACAACUCACCAAAAACUGACUAUGCCUAAACAGCAGCCUUAAUUCGUUUCUAUCGAAAUUAUUCCAACUCCUGCAGUAUCCGCUGCUACCGGCCGGCUGUCACUCACUGUCGGGGGGAGAGGAGCACAGCACCCCCUUCGGUUUAAUUUCCUCCGAUAUUUCGCUUUGAAGUUUCCGCCUCUUCUAACAGACGCUCAACAUGGGUGUCCAGGGUUUCCAAGAGUACAUUGAAAAGCACUGCCCCAGCGCUGUGGUGCCGGUGGAGCUCCAGAAGCUGGCCCGGGGGAGUAUGGUCGGAGGUGGCCGGCAGAGACCCCCUCAGAGUCCGCUGAGACUGCUGGUGGACGCCGAGAACUGCCUGCACCGGCUCUACGGAGGCUUCUACACCGACUGGGUCAGCGGGGGCCAGUGGAACCACAUGCUGGGCUACCUGGCAGCCCUCUCCAAGGCCUGCUUCAACGGCAACAUUGAGCUCCUGGUGUGCUUCAAUGGCGCCCUGGAGAAAGGCCGUCUUCACGAGUGGGUCAAGCGGCAGGUGAACGAGAGGCAGACCGCCCAGCAGAUCAUCAGCCACGUCCAGAACAAGGGCACCCCGCCGCCGAAAGUCUGGUUCCUUCCUCCCGUGUGCAUGGCCCAUUGCAUCCGACUGGCGCUCCUCAGGUUCCGCGUCGGGGUUGUCCAGAGCAUCGAGGACCACCACCUGGAAGUGAUAGCCUUAUGUAGGGAGAACGGCUUCCACGGCCUGGUGGCCUACGACUCGGACUACGCUCUGUGCAACAUCCCGUUUUACUUCAGUGCCCACGCCCUCAAACUCAGCCGCAACGGCAAAAGCCUCACCACCAGCCAGUACCUGAUGCACGAAGUGGCUCGACAGUUGGAUCUUAAUCCAAAUCGUUUUGUCCUUUUUGCAUCACUUUUAGGAAACCACAUACUGCCAGACGAAGACUUGGCUGCCUUUCACUGGAGCUUGCUCGGCCCAGAGCAUCCAUUAGCAUCUUUGAAGGUGCGUGCCCACCAGCUUGUGCUCCCACCCUGUGACGUUGUUAUCAAGGCUGUGGCCGACUAUGUCCGCACCAUCCCAGACAUCACUGACCUGGAGGCCAUUGCUAAAGACAUCUUCAAGCAUUCACAGACGUGCACUGAUGACAAAGUCAUCCGCUUCAAGAAGGCAGUGGAGUACUACUCAGUGGCCAGCAAACCCCCUCACUUCGCUCCACAGUUAGUUAGACCAAAACCAAUGGGAAUGACUGCUGCAGUGCCGUUUCCGAAAAUGCUCAACAUUCCACAGGCGCCGCUGCCUGUAAAACCCGGGGUCCAGCACUCGUACCCGGAGCCUCUGGUGGAGCGCAGCCUGGCUCUGGACUCGGUGGAGAAAGGCCUCACGGAGCAAAACAGCUUCAGCAACAUUCCUCAUGAAGGGAAGCACACACCGCUGUAUGAGAGGUCCUCUCCCAUCAACCCGGGCCAGGCCGGCAGCCCCAACCACACAGAGGCUGCUUUCUUCAACGCCUCCUCCACAUCCUCCUCCUCAGAGAAUGAAGAGAGCUCAGGCACAACUGCCAAUCAUGUUAGUGACCAUAAGGGAGGCUGGGACGGAGACGGACAGACUCCACAUUCUGAAAACACACCAGAGGGAGAGCUGGGGGACCAAAUAAAAGCUGACCUCUGUGUGACCCCCACUGUGAGCCUGAAUGUCCAGAUCCCCUCCUUGCUCUCCAUGCCCACCAGGAACCACAUGGACAUCACCAUCCCGCCUCUCCCUGCCGUGGCCCCCGAGGUCCUGCGGGUGGCCGAGCACAGACACAAGAAGGGCCUUAUGUACCCCUACAUCUACCACACUCUCACCAAGGGAGAGAUUAAGCUGUCUGUCACCAUUGAAGAUGAAGCUAACAAAGACCUGCCUUCAGCAGUGCAGCUGUUUCGGCCUAUCCGUCAAUAUGUUUACGGAGUGCUCUUCAGCCUGGCCGAGGCCAGGAAGAAGGCUGAGAGACUCGCCAUGAGGAAGAACUGCCUCCCUGAAUAUACGCACGUCAUGGUGAAAGAGUGGGCCGCCUACAAAGGCAAGUCUCCCCACACCCCAGAGCUGGUGGAGGCUCUGCCUUUCAGGGAGUGGACCUGUCCCAACCUGAAGAAGCUGUGGCUGGGAAAGGCCGUGGAGGACAAGAAUCGUAGGAUGAGAGCGUUCCUGGCCUGCAUGCGCUCCGACACUCCGGCCAUGCUGAACCCUGCCAACGUCCCCACGCCCCUCAUGGUGCUCUGCUGUGUGCUGCGGUUUAUGUUACAUUGGCCAGGAGUAAGAAUUUUGCGUCGUAAUGAACUUGACGCGUUCCUAGCCCAAGCACUUUCUCCUAAACUUUAUGAGCCUGACCAGCUGCAGGAACUGAAGAUCGACAACCUGGACCCUCGAGGAGUCCAGCUGGCCGCUCUGUUCAUGAGCGGAGUGGACAUGGCUCUGUUUGCCAACGAUGCGUGCGGCCAGCCUAUUCCCUGGGAGCACUGCUGUCCCUGGAUGUACUUUGACGGCAAGCUGCUUCAGAGUAAACUCAUCAGGGCCAACAGGGAGAAGGCCCAGCUCAUUGACCUCUGUGACGGUCAGACUGAGUUGGUUGCCAAGGUGGAGAAGAUGCGUCAGAGCAUCCUUGAAGGUCUCAACUUCACCCGGCCUCCUCAUCCUCCUCCAUUCCCCCCACCGCCUCUUCCACCUCCUCACGGGAUGCCUUUCUACCCCCUCUCUGGCUCCUUUUACCCCCCACCCCCUAUGAUGCCUCCUCAGGGGAGAGACAGAGGGAUGUCUGGAAUCUCGUCCCAGGGUGGGAAGCUGGAGAUAGCCGGCACUGUGGUGGGUCAGUGGGCUGGCACUCGACGCACCCGAGGAAGAGGAGGCUUCCCUGUUCAGGUGGUGUCUGUUGGUGGACCAAAUAGAGGUCGUCCCAGAGGUGUGAUCUCCACACCUGUCAUUAGGACGUUUGGUCGGGGAGGCAGGUACCACACUCGAGCCUUCAAGAGUCAGGUAGCAUUCCUGAAUAAGCCUGCUCAUAAGCCUGCUCAUACAUCUGGACAUGAUGCAGUGAAGGAGAGAAAGAAGGCCAAACCAGAGGAGAGGAAAUCCUUCACUGCGCCAUGCGACGGCUCGACCACGGAGAAUGGCGUGGAGGACAAAGAGCCGGACCAGCUGAACGGAGAUAAAGAGGAACGCAGGGCUCUCAUCCAACCUGAAAGUGCCUUUAGCAGCGACUCCAAGACGUGCAAUUCUAAUCCUCACUUAAAUGCACUAAAUGUAGACAACGGCUGCCAUAGAGAUGAAGGUGUGGAGGCCGCUGUCUUAAAAAAAGAAGAGUAAGCUUAUUUUUCUAGAGAGGGUGAAGGAUGAAUGAUGGAACAGGGUUAGGAGAUAUGGAAAGCCUAAAGUCAAUGUACCUUUUUCCUGUCAGACAAAGAAAAGAGAUUCGGAUCCCUCUCAGUAAACACAAAAAAUGUGACACACUGCUAGUUUAAGGAGUUGUUCAUCACCAAGAUUUCUACAUGUUUAUGAGAAUGAUGUUUUUUCCUUUUCAUUAGUGCAUUAAAGCUCCAAGAAGCUUUAAUUGGAAAAUACUUUAGUUCUUAUAGGUUGAUACCCUGCGCCAUGUCGCAAUAGUACUGUUAUCAGGUUUGUGUUGUCCGGUAACUGCUUAAUGAAAACCAAACGUAUAAAUGAGGAAAAAAAUGCAACACAUCCGCCUGGGUCACCACUUUGGGUUAUACUGAAGCAAAUCUGUGCGUUAGUUCAGAUGAGCUCUGUGUCAUUUCACUCAUUAAGCUGUAAGUAAGAUUUCAAGAAAAAGCUCUAGAAAUCAAACUCAACUCGAAUCAGGCAUAGAGCUGUAGUAUUACCGCUUCAUCAAAAAAAACCUUCUGCAUGGUUCACAGUUUCAGAGGCGUGUGGUUAUUAUGCAUGUCGUCCUUUUUCUUCCAUCCUUACAUUCGCAAACUAACGAAUGGCUAAUAUCAGUGAUGGCCCUUAAAACGUGUUAACUGUUAGUAACAAUUUGUUCUGACCUUGAUUCUUUUGUGACCUCUGUUGCAUUUAACUAAAAAAAGAAAAAAAAACAGGAAGUUAUCUACCCACUUUGAAAUAGUGUAUUCACACAAUAUUGUUCUCUGUUGCUGUUUUAUGCAUUAGUCAGAUACCUGAUAAAAAAAAAUCACAUAAAAAGCUUUGAAAAUCACCUUUUGUAGCUGAAACGCGCUCGACACCUCCGAUUAAGACUUUAGCUGUCAGCCAGUAAUCAAUUUUGAGAUUUAUUUUAGUGUUGUUUUUCAACUCAUACUACACCAGAAUAAUCAUUUAACAGUUUGACUUAAUUUUCCUUUUCAUGUUUCAUUAGUAAUCAGAGAAAUGGUGUACCCCCCCACCCCCCACACCUUGCCAGAGCUAAAUAGGUUACCUUCUAUGUAAGUUGAUCAGUUUCUUAACUCAUGGUUUGUAAAAGAAUGAACUGCUGUUGGGUUUGAUUGAACACUGAUGGAUUGUGGCGUGGUGUAUUUGAAGGCUACGAUGCUUAAUAAAACUCUAUUCUUUUAGUA